GCCGACAUCCAGACUAUUGCAGUUCACCAGCCACGGAAAAAUACAACCAUGUCACUCUUCAGAUCCAAGCGCCUGGACCUUAGCGGGUUUAUCAACGCCCGUGUUAUCCGUGACCACACCAAGCGGAAGGUUUUCGAGCAGCACGAGCCUGAACGCCAAGCUCUCCGCUACAUAAUCCGCAACACCUCUCUCCCACAGCGUACUCGUGCCCAGGCCCAAUUGCAGCUUUCCCAGAUGCACGCCUACACCCGGCCCACUCAGAUUAAGAACCGCUGUGUGGCGGGUGGUAUUGCUCGAAGUGUGAUUCGCGACUUCAGAAUUGCCAGAUACCAAUUCCGUCAACAGGCACUGGCUGGUGAACUACCCGGUGUGAAGAAGGCCAGUUGGUAGUGUGUCCAUAUACCGCGGAUUGUUUUUAUUAUAUUCAUGGCUACUGGGUCAGCCGGUUUGCACGAGGGCGUUUAAUUCGAUACCUUUUUUGAGAAAGAUGUACAAUAUAUCAACUGCCGGGUUUCAAUAGACGAUACGUGUUGGCUUUUCUUCGCUGAUUACGACUUCUUUGUUUAUAUCAAGCGCUCGCUACCGUCCCCUACGCCUGGCAAGAAUGGGGUAUACUAUAACUGGUCGAAUCUAUAUGUUUCCCACCAGAUUAUAGGUCUUGACUUUAUCAUUCAUGAACAAGUGCUAUAUUAGGCUGUACACGGACAAAACCAGCACCAUCAGGUAACCCACUUUAACUCUAGUCUUAUAUUCAUUAGCGAAUAUACUUGUUGUUCCUGGUCUUUUCCUUCAUGCCAUAGUCCCAUGGACAAAGAUUCACCUUAAGAGGUGAAUGGAUGUAUGUCUCUAGUUGUCAACAGUACGCUUUCACAAUAACAGUAUACAUGCUUUGCUAAGAUCUCGGUCCAACCUGUUCUUGAAUGAUAGUCUUU
Aspergillus pseudotamarii is the source of this 932-nucleotide messenger RNA. RefSeq names its product mitochondrial 37S ribosomal protein uS14m. NCBI's taxonomy places the organism in Eukaryota, Fungi, Ascomycota, Eurotiomycetes, Eurotiales, Aspergillaceae. The transcript is spliced from 3 exons. Gene Ontology annotation, biological process: translation. Gene Ontology annotation, cellular component: mitochondrial small ribosomal subunit; ribosome. Gene Ontology annotation, molecular function: structural constituent of ribosome. The record is from RefSeq and is a predicted model, not a curated record. Bases 49 to 390 code for a protein of 113 amino acids.